UUCCUCUCGGAGAUCUAGAACAGAGGACGCUGUGUGCCAAGCCUAGCACUCCCCUCCAUUGAAGCAAGGGACAUCUCAAGUCUUUGAGAUCCAGCCCUUUGUUUGGGAGUAUCACGCUGAAGUGUUUGCAUUUUGUGAUCACAGAUAGCACAUUCUUGCAGAAAUCUGGAGUGACCCUCUGGGGGAAAGGGCGGAAUGUAUGCAUUGCGGAUGUUAAACCUUCCAGCUAUCUGUUGUCUACUGCUCUUCAAAGUUGGCCUAACUACUUCGCAGUGUAAGUCCUACAGUGACUUAGCAGGUAAGCAUGGAGCCAACUGCAGCUAUCGCUCCCUUGUGUCUGUCCCUCGUUCUCUCCCACUGGAUACAGAGAUCCUGUUACUGAGCUACAACAACCUCACCACCGUGUCUUUAAGCUCAUUAGAAAACCUUCCAAAUCUCAGAGACAUUGACCUUUCCAACAACCAGAUACAACACUUUGACCCAGACCGCCCUUUCCCGAUAGAGAAGUUGGAUCUCUCGAAAAACUCCUUGACCAGAAUUCCUGACAUCAGCAACCUCAAGAAUCUCAAAAAGCUGAUCCUCGAUUAUAAUAAGAUACACGCUCUCCCUCAGGGAGCCUUCAAUGACUUGGUUUUACUGGAGGAGCUGAGCAUCAGUGGAAAUGCAAUCCGGGUUAUCCCUGAGAACAUCUUUGACCCUCUCGAGAACCUCAAAUAUUUAACCCUGUCUGCAAACAACAUUGAGAAAUUUGGUGAAUGGAUUCUGGAAAACAUUGACUAUCUGGACACAUUUGAUAUCUCAAACAACAAUCUGCGAUCAAUUCCUCCAAACUUUCUGGAGAUUAUUGCACCCUACAUCUAUCUUUACAAUAAUCCAUGGCACUGUCAUUGUGACACUGUGGAGGAUUUGAUUGGAUGGAUUAAUUUAAAUGAUGGUAACAUCUAUAAUAACAGAAAGGAGGCUGACUCUAAGAGUGUUGUUUGUUCAACUCCAUCUGAAUGGGUUGGAAUUCCGAUUAUAGAAUUCCCCUUUCAACAAAUCUGUCAGAUUGUUACACCUGAAACGGUCCCUCAGGAAUCCACUGUUACAGAAAGGUCCCAAAUCACCACUUUCCAUGGGCACUUAACCACAUCACUGCCUCUGGGGGCUUGUGUUUCGUACACUGAUCUAGCAGGAAAGCAAGGAGCCAACUGCAGCUAUCGCUCCCUUGUGUCUGUCCCUCGUUCUCUCCCACUGGAUACAGAGAUCCUGUUACUGAGCUACAACAACCUCACCACCGUGUCUUUAAGCUCAUUAGAAAACCUUCCAAAUCUCAGAGACAUUGACCUUUCCAACAACCAGAUACGACACUUUGACCCGGACCGCCCUUUCCCGAUAGAGAAGUUGGAUCUCUCAGCAAACUCCUUGAUCAGAAUUCCCGACUUCAGCAACCUCAAGAAUCUCAGAAAGCUGAUCCUCAAUUACAAUAAGAUACAUGCUCUCCCUGAGGGAGCCUUCAAUGACUUGGUUUCACUGGAGGAGCUGAGCAUCAGUGGAAAUGCAAUCCGGGUUAUCCCUGAGAACAUCUUUGACCCUCUCGAGAACCUCAAAUAUUUAACCCUGUCUGCAAACAACAUUGAGAAAUUUGGUGAAUGGGUUCUGGAAAACAUUGACUAUCUGGACACAUUUGAUAUCUCAAACAACAAUCUGCGAUCAAUUCCUCCAAACUUUCUGGAGAUUAUUGCACCCUACAUCUAUCUUUACAAUAAUCCAUGGCACUGUCAUUGUGACACUGUGGAGGAUUUGAUUGGAUGGAUUAAUUUAAAUGAUGGUAACAUCUAUAAUAACAGAAAGGAGGCUGACUCUAAGAGUGUUGUUUGUUCAACUCCAUCUGAAUGGGUUGGAAUUCCGAUUAUAGAAUUCCCCUUUCAACAAAUCUGUCAGAUUGUUACAACUGAAACGGUCCCUCAGGAAUCCACUGUUACAGAAAGGUCCCAAAUCACCACUUUCCAUGGGCACUUAACCACAUCACUGCCUCUGGGGGCUUGUGUUGUGUACACUGAUCUAGCAGGAAAGCAAGGAGCCAACUGCAGCUAUCGCUCCCUUGUGUCUGUCCCUCGUUCUCUCCCACUGGAUACAGAGAUCCUGUUACUGAGCUACAACAACCUCACCACCGUGUCUUUAAGCUCAUUAGAAAACCUUCCAAAUCUCAGAGACAUUGACCUUUCCAACAACCAGAUACGACACUUUGAGCCGGACCGCCCUCUCCCAAUAGAGAAGUUGGAUCUUUCGGCAAACUCCUUGACCAGAAUUCCUGACUUCAGCAACCUCCAGAAUCUCAGAAAGCUGAUCCUCGAUUACAAUAAGAUACACGCUCUCCCUAAGGGAGCCUUUGAAGAACUGAAGAAAUUGGGAGAGCUGAGCAUCAGUGGAAAUACAAUCCAGGUCAUCCCUGCGAACAUGUUUGACCCUCUCAAGAGCCUGAAACAUUUAACACUGUCUGCAAACAACAUUGAGAAUUUCCCUAAAAAUGCUCUGGACAACAUGCAAUAUCUAGACUUGUUUGAUAUCUCAAACAACAAUCUCCAAUCAAUUCCUGAAGAUUUUGUGAACCUCAUUGUCCCUUACAUCUAUCUUUACAAUAAUCCGUGGCACUGUCAUUGUGACACUGUGGAGGAUUUAAUUGGAUGGAUUAAUUUAAAUGAUGGUAACAUCUAUAAUAACAGAAAGGAGGCUGACUCUAAGAGUGUUGUUUGUUCAACUCCAUCUGAAUGGGUUGGAAUUCCGAUUAUAGAAUUCCCCUUUCAACAAAUCUGUCAGAUUGUUACAACUGAAACGGUCCCUCAGGAAUCCACUGUUACAGAAAGGUCCCAAAUCACCACUUUCCAUGGGCACUUAACCACAUCACUGCCUCUGGGGGCUUGUGUUGUGUACACUGAUCUAGCAGGAAAGCAAGGAGCCAACUGCAGCUAUCGCUCCCUUGUGUCUGUCCCUCGUUCUCUCCCACUGGAUACAGAGAUCCUGUUACUGAGCUACAACAACCUCACCACCGUGUCUUUAAGCUCAUUAGAAAACCUUCCAAAUCUCAGAGACAUUGACCUUUCCAACAACCAGAUACAACACUUUGACCCGGACCGCCCUUUCCCGAUAGAGAAGUUGGAUCUCUCGGCAAACUCCUUGACCAGAAUUCCCGACUUCAGCAACCUCAAGAAUCUCAGAAAGCUGAUCCUCAAUUACAAUAAGAUACACGCUCUCCCUGAGGGAGCCUUCAAUGACUUGGUUUCACUGGAGGAGCUGAGCAUCAGUGGAAAUGCAAUCCGGGUUAUCCCUGAGAACAUCUUUGACCCUGUCGAGAACCUCAAAUAUUUAACCCUGUCUGCAAACAACAUCGAGAAUCUUCCCAGUAACCCAUUCCAUAACUUAAAACGUUUGACAACUUUAAAUAUCUCACAUAACCAGCUGAGAACAAUUCCUGCAGGCUCAUUAGAGGGGCACUCCAAGCUGAAUUUGUGUCUUUCCAACAAUCCAUGGCUCUGCAAUUGUGACAUUCAAUACUUAAUCGAAUGGAUCAGGGGGGUCAAUCAAUUCAGGGAUGAAGGAACCUUGAACACCACUGAUGUUUGUAGUGACCCCCCUGAAAUGAGGGGAGUGUACCUCCUUGAGCUCCACCCAUCAGAGUUGUGCAUGACCAGCCUUCCUGGAAAUGUGACCAUGCCAGUUCUCAGCACCACAGGCACACAGACUGCCAGCCCAACAUGGUUCCUCACCGCUGGCCCAGGAGAUGCUCUUAACCGCUGGGCGCCAUCGUUUGCCCUCCUUGAGGCACUGGGCAUGCUCAGAUUGAGUUGCUUCCCUCUCUUCCUUCUGCACAGCCUGUGGUUCGUCCUCCUGCUGCUGGAGAGUUGCCUGCUCCUGUUCUACACCCUCCGCUUCCACCGCCAAGGACACAUGCCCAUGAAGUACCUCGCCAAGAGACGACUUGGCAUCCGACUGGUGCGGUAUAGUCUGCUGGUGCCUAGCCCUCGCCAGAUCUACCCUGCCCUCAGCCCCUUUGGGGAGGUGGGGGACAUGGAGGAGGCCGGUGGUGGUCAUCCACAAGAUGGUGUCUUCAAGUCACAGUUGGAGGACCCCAGGCCUUCUCCCAAUCAGAUGGUCGCUCCUGCUCAUGACUUGUAGACAGUCAACUCCAACCCAGGCGUCCUCAUCAAAGCCUGCAAGUUUUGCAGUAAAUUGCGGGCGUGAAUUUUCCCUGGUAUCAUCUCUAUUGACAUACGUAACAAGAAGAAGAGCAAGCAUUUUAUUCAUUGGCAACUAUGGGUCCAAGAGUGGGCCACUCGAUCAGAUAUUCUGGCUAAUCAAGAGGGUGACAUAAUUGGUGUAAAAACACACACUGAGCAACAUAACGCCAGGGGUAUAUGCAUUGCUGUUAGACUUUAUGUGUAGCAGAAUUCACUUCAAUAAUAAUGUAACUUUGCCUUAAAUAAAACUUACCAGCACU
Molecule: messenger RNA, 4477 nt
Organism: Stegostoma tigrinum
Lineage: Eukaryota; Metazoa; Chordata; Chondrichthyes; Orectolobiformes; Stegostomatidae
Product: slit homolog 3 protein-like
Exons: 2
Coding region: 196-4155 (1319 amino acids)
Cellular component (GO): plasma membrane
Molecular function (GO): protein binding
Source: RefSeq, a predicted model, not a curated record